Ochotona curzoniae (black-lipped pika) is the source of this 1605-nucleotide messenger RNA. It is a transcript of the gene GPR15, whose product is annotated as G protein-coupled receptor 15. Gene Ontology annotation, biological process: immune response; G protein-coupled receptor signaling pathway. Lineage: Eukaryota; Metazoa; Chordata; Mammalia; Lagomorpha; Ochotonidae. Gene Ontology annotation, molecular function: G protein-coupled receptor activity. The coding region runs from base 32 to 1114 and encodes 360 amino acids. The record is from RefSeq and is a predicted model, not a curated record. Gene Ontology annotation, cellular component: membrane. The transcript has a single exon.
AACUUACCAGACUGGCACCUGAUCUUGGGUGAUGGACCCAGAAGCAACACCGCUCUAUCUGGAUUAUUACUAUGCUACAAACUCAAACCCAGAUAUCAAGGACACAAACUCCCAUGUUCCCUACACGUCUGUCUUCCUUCCCAUCUUUUACACAGCAGUGUUUCUGACUGGAGUGUUGGGGAACCUCGUGCUCAUGUGUGCGCUCCAUUUCAAACGUGGCAGCCGAAGACUGAUCGACAUCUUCAUCGUCAACCUGGCUGCUUCGGACUUCAUUUUUCUCGUCACGCUGCCUCUCUGGGUGGACAAGGAAGCAUCCCUAGGGCUGUGGAGGACUGGAUCUUUCCUGUGCAAAGGCAGCUCCUACAUGAUUUCGGUCAACAUGCACUGCAGCGUCUUCUUGCUCACUUGCAUGAGUGUUGAUCGCUACCUGGCCAUCCUCUGUCCCACCACUUCCAGGAGAUACAGGAGGAGGGACUGUGCGUAUGGAAUCUGUGCCAGUGUCUGGAUAUUCUCCUGCCUCCUGGGAUUGCCCACCCUUCUGUCUCGGGAGCUCACGCUGAUUGAUGAUAAGCCAUACUGUGCAGAGAAGAGAGCAACAUCAGUCAAGCUGAUGUGGGCCCUGGUGGCCUUGAUUUUCACUUUUUUUGUUCCCUUGUUGAGCAUCGUGACCUGCUACUGUUGCAUUACAAGGAAGCUGUGUUCCCAUUACCAGCAGUCAGGAAAGCAUAACAAAAAGCUGAGGAAAUCCAUCAAGAUCAUCCUGAUUGUGGUGGCAGCUUUUGUGUUUUCCUGGCUGCCCUUUAACACGUUCAAACUCCUGGCUAUUGUCUCUGGCCUGCAGCAAGAACUGCACUUCCCUGCAGCCUUCCUUCAGCUGGGCAUGGAGGUGAGUGGGCCCCUGGCCUUUGCCAACAGCUGUGUCAAUCCUUUCAUUUACUAUGUCUUUGACAGCUACAUCCGCCGGGCCAUCGUGCGUUGCUUGUGCCCUUGCCUGAAGAGCCCUGACUUUGGGAACAGCACUGAGACAUCGGACAGUCACCUCACUAAGGCUCUUUCUAACUUCAUUCACACAGACGAUUUUUCCAGGAGGAGGAAGAGAUCUGUGUCACUCUAAAACGAGCUGUGAAAUGUCAAGUUUUGUGGAUGGGUUAGGGACUUAAUUUUCAUCAACAACAAUGAAGAAAAAUAUUAUUACAGGGUAUGUAUUGCUUCAUAAAUGCAAGGAACUGUUCAUCUUGAAACAGAGGACUAAAAAAAUCCCUGUGCUGUGGAAAUCAUAACGUUAAAUGUUAUUAUUUUUUUUUUCAACCAAAUGGCCUCAUUUGACCCUGACCAAUCAAAUCCAAGCAAAUCCCGUCUAUCCUUGAACUUCUAGAUUAAGGCUGCUGUGUGGACCAGUUUCUGUCUUCAUGACUGUUAAUUCAAUCUUUUAAGAACUGUGAAUGCUUUAUACACACCACACAUCACACUGGACUCCCAAUUGGACUACAUUCAAAAGAUUCUGCCCAGUUUCAUCUAGAGAAAAACACAGUGGCAGUGCAGGUAACAAAAAUAAAUAAAUAAAUAAAUAAAUAAAUAAAUAAAUAAAUAAAUAAUACAUCUGCA